AUGACAGAAAGUGUAAAAGAAAGUGAACUGGAGCAAUCCACCGAUUUGGAAUCACCGGACUAUUUUGAAGCAAUCAAACGAAUCAAGAAAGUGGAGAAUGAAAAACCGGAAAAAUUGGAUUUGAGCAAUUUAAGGCUGGUCGAAGUGCCUCGCGAUCUGUUGGAUUUGACUCAUUUAAAACGCUUACAUUUGUGUCGAAAUCGGCUGCUGGAAAUCCCGGAUGAGCUGUGCGCUCGACUGUGCAGUCUCACCUGGCUCGAUCUGCGUUCCAAUUUGCUCACUCGGCUUCCCGGGACCAUUCGACACAUGCGAGAUCUCCAGAUACUUUUGCUUGAUGAUAAUUGUAUCCGUAUUUUACCAUUUGAAUUGGGAGAUUCAGAGACUGACCGUUUUGAAAUCACAGAAGAAAAUAUGAAAGAAUUAUGCGAUCAAUUAGAACGAAAGGCGUCCCUAUCGAAUUCCGACGAGGGUUUUGGUUCAGAGAAAGUAUUAUCCAUACAAGAGAUGGAUAACAGUGGCCGAGAAGAAUCCACAUCGUCCGUUUUCACGGAAGAAUCUAACGAUACGUUGAAACGUGAGGAAAAGUUAUCCGUAAGCCGGUUGGACACAAAAAGCGGUUCAAGUGAUCAAGAACUUGAGGACAUUCUGCAUUUUUCUCGGUUGACGGAAGCGGUGAAUGAGGAGCUGAAUACAAAUGAGUCAGAUGUCAUGGCGGGCCUACAGGUGUCUCCAUUUAGUAGAAGCUUUUCUGUUCGUCAUGCAAUCCUUUCCCUACAACUACCUUCAGCUGUUAUCAAGAUCCCUAGCGCGUCCGCGUUUGCCCUCUUCCCGUCACAAUCUACUCGACAUGAUGCACUACUACCGGACAUUCCUCCACAACCGACCAUUGACAAAAUCCGAGCGCAACAUGUACGGGAGCGGAAAAAGAAAGCCAGACAACAAGCAAUGAUCACACAACAGGCCACAUUGCAGAAACUAAAAGAUGCAGAACGAGUGAGAGGAUGGCGACAGGCUUAUACAAUACAGCAAAAGGCGAAACUUUUGGAGUAUCUAAGCAAGACACAACGGGACAUUCGAGAAGAAGCGGAUCGGCGAGCCACUGCAGCCCCGUUCGAUGUGGUUCCGGAAGAUUUGAAAAUGAUCGGUACGGCUGAGUUGCAAGAACUGCGAAAUCGCUGUAUUCGUUCCGCGUCACCCCCACCAAAUCUGGAUCCUCAUGUGAUAUUGGAACUGGAGUUGGCCAGGUACAAACAAAGAUCCCCUAUUGUUGUUUCCAUGCCGGAAGAUGUGUGGAAAUCCAUCAUUGGCAAAGCGCCUUUAAUAAUCUCUUUGCUAAAGGUUAAACGUAUUUUGUAUACGUUAAAAGUUGGGCAGCAUUCGCCCGUUGUUUCCGAUGAAUCUGUAGCCGGAUGCAACAAUACAGAUUCCUUCGCGCUACUCUAUGCGGAGUACACAUGCGGAGCCACAGUAAACUUGGAGCGUGACCGCAGACUAACGGAACAAGUACAACGACACUUGAGUGAAGUGGGUGGGCGAUUCCAAAUCCCGUUGCCCAACACACGGGAGGCACUCUACGCAGAGAUGUUGACAGCCAAGCGUGACCUGGAUUUGGCAUUGCGGUUGCAUCAUCGUGUCAAACAAAGAAUGGAAACAAUGGAGCACUUCCGUGGAUCAAAUCGACGAGAUCUAUGGUGA
Echinostoma caproni is the source of this 1695-nucleotide messenger RNA. NCBI's taxonomy places the organism in Eukaryota, Metazoa, Platyhelminthes, Trematoda, Plagiorchiida, Echinostomatidae. The record is from the annotation of a GenBank genome assembly.